AUGAACAACGCGCCACCUAUAACUGAAAUUGUGUGUGAAUGGGAUGAUUGUAAUAUUCCAUUCACAUCUCAAUCUGCACUUUCAAAACAUCUCUCAGAAGACCAUUUUGGUUGGCGUAAAUCUGAAUAUUUCUGUAAAUGGACAUCUUGUCCAAACAAAGGAAUCAAAAUUCCGAAUCGCUUUGGACUUUCAUUGCACCUAAAGACCCAUACAGGCGAAAAAAUGCCAAAGUCGAUGGAAUGUUCUUCGGUGGAUUGCAAUCAAGUAUUUUCCCGUGCUGACGCACUUGCUCGGCAUCGGCACUUGGACCAUGAGGAUGAAUAUAUGCAAAAUACAGAUAUAAAUAUCAAGAAGCAUGGCCAAUUUGUAGAGGGGAAAAAACGAAGGAAGACAGAAGAUAUUUAUGAAGGUUCAGACGAGUCUCAAGAAGAAGUAUUAACGCAUAGAACAAGCGUGGAAUCUACUACGAUCCCAUUGGCCAAAUAUAAGCUUGCCAAGGCCAAGUUACAAUGCAUCUUGCGUGAGAAUGAGCUUUUAGGAGAUGAAUGGACAGCAGUGAAGCGGAAACUACGAAGAUUGCGAACAGAACGUAGAGUAUUGUUGGAUGCCUUGAUGGCGGGUGAACCAGAAGACGAUCAGUCCUUUAUUAUACAAGACGAUACCAGUAUUGUUUGA
Messenger RNA from Phycomyces blakesleeanus NRRL 1555(-), 675 nucleotides. RefSeq names its product C2H2-type zinc finger transcription factor. Gene Ontology annotation, biological process: regulation of transcription by RNA polymerase II. Gene Ontology annotation, molecular function: DNA-binding transcription factor activity, RNA polymerase II-specific; RNA polymerase II cis-regulatory region sequence-specific DNA binding. NCBI's taxonomy places the organism in Eukaryota, Fungi, Mucoromycota, Mucoromycetes, Mucorales, Phycomycetaceae. Gene Ontology annotation, cellular component: nucleus. The coding region runs from base 1 to 675 and encodes 224 amino acids. The transcript has 3 exons. The record is from RefSeq and is a predicted model, not a curated record.